Owenia fusiformis is the source of this 1509-nucleotide messenger RNA. NCBI's taxonomy places the organism in Eukaryota, Metazoa, Annelida, Polychaeta, Sabellida, Oweniidae. The record is from the annotation of a GenBank genome assembly.
AUGCCGGAAGUAAAAAAGGACCUACUUUUGGGCUACUUUUUGAAAUUAGUCCGCAUCAUACUCUUUUUAUCUGAUUUAUUAAUUGUAAUAGAAAUUAGUUCUGUAAUGGAAUUCCAGGAUGAGGAGGGUUUGAAUAUUGAACAUCUACCAUCGAUACCAGCUGUCAAGAUUCUCUCACAUCUAGAAUGGAAUGAUAAAAUCGGCUUUGUAUCAGUAUUUCCUUGUUGGACCAAUCACCUUCUCUCAUUAGAUGCCUGGCCGAGUGUAGAGUAUUCUGAAGAUUUGGGAAGUGCUACAAGUCAUUUUCGUGGUAAUAGACAGCUGCUGUCUGAGUGCAUUCAGAAAUAUGGACAUUGUAUGCGAUCCAUCCACCUGGGCUUUGUUUAUAGCCUGGGAGCUUCGGGCUCUCAGAUACUCAGUGAUAUCGCAAACAGUUGUUGGAACUUGGAAAGGUUGAGCCUAGUUCAGCAAUCGAGAGACUAUGAAUUAGUCUUGUAUAAUUUGACAAUGAACAAAUGGACAGAAUGUGCCUUAAUAAGUCUCUCGGAUGUACUGAGUAGUUGCACCAGGCUACAGCAAGUAAGACUGGACGUUGGAAACGUGCCGUGGGCAUCGCAUUAUGUGAACACCAAUGUGUUAAGUAUGUUAGAGAACACAAAGAAUAGCAACAAGAUAACAGAGUUACACCUCUCAGAUGCUGCACUAUCAGAAUUUGAAGAUGACACUCUACAGAUGCUUCGAUCAUUCACAAAUCUCAAACGACUUGAAAUCCGACGGGAUAAAAUCACAGAGGAACUUCUAACCACAUUAGUAAGGAAUGGUUUGCAGAGUUUAUUGUUAUAUUUCAAUGAGGAGUGCCUCAUAGACUUUCAAGACCCUAUCCUGUUUAGCUCAGAAUUCUGGUGCUCUCUUGUAGACAUUAACCCAGUGUUAAGUGUUGAUGUUGUACUCCAACAAACUAUGGUCGUGAAAUCAAUGUUCCCUGUGUACAUGCCACUGAAGUCACUUGCAUUGGUUGAUCUCACAGAUAUGGUCACUAAAGGCAUCAUAGACACUAUAUCCCAGAACUAUCAACCCACGUUGGAAUCAUUUGUGUUUGGACAUACCAUAAAUGGAUAUUUCGGGGAGCAGGGUGCUACAUUAGAAGACAGUCGACUUCCAUAUGCCGUGACUGAAAUGGUUGAAAACUGUAAGAAACUUCGUUCCUUGGUCUAUGGCUACAGCAUUUCCAGCACAAGCGUCUUGCUCAUGGCCUAUGCCCGCAGGCUUGCCACGUUUGUCAUCAAUUAUAAUGAACUGUCAUUUGAAUUUGACUGGCCAGCUAAGUCAGAAUGGAACAAUGAGUUUAUUAACUGGUUAACUAGUAGUGGAAAAUCUGAUGAAACUUUAGAAAAGGCUGUGUCAGAAAAGCUUGGUUAUCAAUGGAGUUCGGGAAAUGGGGAGAGAUUUAAUGAUCACUUGGUGGAGUAUAUAAUAUAUUCUAGCACACAAACAGGGCCUUUGACAUGA